UUCUUGAGUCAAGUGAGCAUAGACAUAUAUUCGGGCAGUGUGCAAAAGAGCUGAGCUGCUGAAGUAACUGUUUCCGAAAAGAAGAUUGGUUCAUUCCAAGAGGUGACUGGGCCAAAACCGGCAGUUGACUAGCAACCUAAAGCUCUGAGUCAGGAUGCCGUUCAAACCAGCGGACAACCCCAAGUGUCCGAAAUGCGGCAAGUCAGUGUACGCCGCCGAGGAGAGGCUGGCCGGUGGCUUCAAGUGGCAUAAGAUGUGCUUCAAGUGUGACAUGUGUAACAAGAUGGUGGACAGCACGAACGCCGCCACUCACGAGGCCCACCUGUACUGCAAGCAGUGUCACGGCAAGAAGUUCGGACCCAAGGGUUACGGGUUCGGCGGUGGGGCGGGCGCACUCAGCAUGGACACCGGCGAGAGGCUAGGAAACAAGGAAUGUGAAAUGAGCAAUAAGCCAUCCAUGGCCGGUGUUGGGGGAGGAUCCUCCGGAAUUGGCCCAAAAUGUCCCCGAUGUGGAAAUGCCGUGUAUGAUGCGGAACGGGCAAUCGGAAUCAACACUCCGUGGCACAAGAGUUGUUUCAAGUGUAAGAACUGUGGCAAGGCCGUCGACUCCAGCACCGCGGCCUUCCAUGACGAGGAGGUGUACGACAAAAACUGCUAUCACAAACUGUUCGGGCCUCACGGAAAGAUAUAAAGGGUGAAGAACCCAACACAUCGGUGCCGCCAUUGCAGAUCCAUUCUCGUCUGCUAUUGGUGGAUACGUCAUCGCCUUGGGACGCCAUGUUGUUUUUCAACAACUGGCGACCAUCAUGGAUCCAAUGAAGGAUGACUACAGCACUGUUUUAUUAUUCAGUUACUUUAAGUUAUUUUCAUUCUCUGGCUAAUUCUUGUAUUAUUUUCGUUAAUUCAUGUAACGCCGUACUAAUGUGUACAGUGGGGCUGUACAAAUGAUGCAUGCUGGAGCCACGUCACGUAGACGAUAUCUCCCUCACUCGCCUCAGUCUUCUCUUACCACGGGUUGUUAGUUGUCACACUGCACCAGUUUUAUUUACUUAUUUUUUAUUAUACUUGGCAAAAAAUUUAAACUAACAGGGCAAUACAUGGCUCAAAAAGAAGUUGCCCAUAAUAAAAUUCUCAGGCUUGAGGUCUAAAAGCCCGCUACUCCCUCUACAGUAAUAAACGAUUCCGGGGCUUUCUUUUCGACGCCUGUUAGGAUUUACAGUAUGACACAUAGGGAUCUAUGCCAGUCGUAAAACACUGGUUAGAACGGGAAAAACCCAAGGAAUAUACCGAGCGGAAAUGAGCAAACAAUUUCGAAUAGAUGUCCGGCUCUAGAGGUAUUUAACAAAAUAAUGGCCUCCAAAGAGUUGCAGGAUAUGAUAAUAUCUUACUAGACCAACACAGAUGAUUGAAAAUGAACAUCAAGUUUCAUAGUUUUCUCACUGUCCUGGCCGAUUUUGUUAAAACUUCACAUAUUGAUAGAUGGCCAAUAGGACCAAAGACUGUCCGGUUCAUUUUUUCGCCAAGUAUGAUGCUCUCGUCACCUUCAGUUUAUGUUAAUUAUCGUCACCGACAUAUUCCUUAUUGCACACGUUGACCAUAAAUGUCCUUUUGACACAAUCCCCGUUUCCUCCCCAGUGAAGUAGAUUACUAGUAGCGGAGAUUUGUUUGAAACAGUUAAAUAAAUGUAUUUAAAAUAA
This is a messenger RNA of Gigantopelta aegis, 1697 nucleotides long. RefSeq names its product muscle LIM protein 1-like. The record is from RefSeq and is a predicted model, not a curated record. NCBI's taxonomy places the organism in Eukaryota, Metazoa, Mollusca, Gastropoda, Neomphalida, Peltospiridae. Gene Ontology annotation, biological process: actin cytoskeleton organization. The transcript is spliced from 6 exons. The coding region runs from base 155 to 691 and encodes 178 amino acids. Gene Ontology annotation, cellular component: cytoplasm.